GCCAGUGAAAGCGAUACGCGAUUUUGUGGACCAGUGCAAGUCCAGCAAGGAAACAGGAACGACAUGUCGGACAACGAAGACAACAAGGGUGGCGAUGACGAGAAGAAGCAGACGAUCACGAUUCGUGUGAAGGACCAGUCUGGCGAAGAAACGUUCUUCAAGGUCAAGCCGCACACCAAGAUGGAAAAGAUUUUUAGCGCGUAUGCGCAACGCAAGGGUGUUCCUGUCACAGCCCUUCGAUUCUUGUUGGAUGGCACGCGCAUCGGCGGCGACCAAACCCCCAAGAUGUUGGAAUUGGAAGACCAAGACCAAAUUGAUUGCGCGUUGGAACAAGUGGGCGGUGCCUCGUUUUAAACAAGAAGGGAGCAUCCUGUUGUCCUCGUUUCAACCAGCUACAGUGCCGCGGUUGAAGGAAUGAUGGGAGAGGUGCUUUAAGUUGCUAUAAGCGUGCGUAUUACUGCGUUGUUGUUGUUAUUAAGGGAGAGAAGGAUAUGAACGUCGCAGCUAUGCACACAUAACAUUCGGUCGAGCUGUCUAUGGGUUGUACAUGUGGGUUUUGAUCCAGUUUGGCGGGUUGGCAGGGAUUGUGACCAAGUCGGUGUCGAACAAUUCGAUGAACUGCUCGUUCUGUAGCCGCACCUUUGACCCAGCGAAUCGACGGUACUCUUCAAAGAUGGAACUGAGGUGCCAUUGCUGGAUUUUCCGCAGGCAGCCCACUACGGCGCCGGUGCGGUCUCGCCCGAGGUGGCAUGUGAGGAAGAGCGGGUAGUUGCCACGAUCCAGCACGAUGUCUAGUGCCGCAAGCACGGUUUCUUCGCUCAUGGGUUCCCAUGCCUUUCGUCGGUUCUCGAGUUUGGUGUUGCCCCCCAGGACAAUCAGCUCGAUCUCUUGCUCUUCCACAAAACUCAGCAGCUGCGCGUUUGGCUCUUCCGGCGCCAAGUAGACGAUCUUGCGCAAGUUGAGGCGCUCCAGGAAGGGGAAGUUGAGUUCGUUCGGGAUACCGCUUCGAUACAGGUCUUCCUCAAUCAUGCCAUAGUUGACGGGUGGAAUAAAGUACGACAUGAUGCCGAUGUCGACGGGCUUGAGUGAACGAUCCGAUGAGCCGGAUAACCACACGAUCAUCCGGAUAAUCUUUGCGUUAAGUCAAAAGCCACCGACCGGCACGCCGCCAUGUCCAUGACCUCGUAGUUCCCUCAGUUCAAUUACACCUUUCAAGUCCAUUGACAUUAGAU
This is a messenger RNA of Aphanomyces astaci, 1232 nucleotides long. RefSeq lists its product as hypothetical. Bases 64 to 354 code for a protein of 96 amino acids. The record is from RefSeq and is a predicted model, not a curated record. Gene Ontology annotation, molecular function: protein tag activity; ubiquitin-like protein ligase binding. Gene Ontology annotation, cellular component: nucleus. Lineage: Eukaryota; Oomycota; Saprolegniomycetes; Saprolegniales; Verrucalvaceae. Gene Ontology annotation, biological process: protein sumoylation. The transcript is spliced from 3 exons.